UGAAGCGGAUUCUUGGUGUCGGAACAAGUUUUACAUUUGAAAUAUUCGAGAGUCAAAGAAAUAAAAAAUUAAAAUAAUUUAAAUUUAAAAAAUAAAUUAAAGUAAACAAUUUGAAAACUCGGAUUCAACCAGCCAUAAUAAUUGAAUAUAAAUGGCAAAAUUAUUUGUAACAUUUGAUGAUAAAACAUUUCCAUAUGUUUCCACCAGAUAUUUAAAUGAUUCCAAAGCAGCGAAUUUAAACGGAAUUUAGACAAAAAUUUCUCUCUUCCCUAAAAAUAGACAAGAAACUCAUUAAAAAAUAUAUUUUAUAACACGCGCCUUUGCAAAAACAAAAUUCUUUAAAAAAAGUGUUAAAGAAUACAAAAAAAGGAAAUUUCGAAAAAAAAAACGAAUUUUUGUGAAUGUGAUUUUGAAAAAAAAAUACUUGAAUAUUUUUGAAAAUUUAAGCAAUCUCUCUUUGCCCCCAAGAAAAAAAAAAGAAGAAAAAUUUUCAAACACACAGUUUUUUCUUUUACUGACUAACUUAUUUAUGUGAUGGCAUCACCCUUCUAUUCCCCCGCAGCGCGAAAAUACAGACUGACGCCCCGAAACCAAUAAAGCAAAAAGAAAGCCAAAGGAAAUAGUCAAAAGAAUUUUCAUUUUGUCUGAGGCAACGUCAUUGUCGUCAUCAUCAUCGUCGUCGUCGUAGAACGAACCAAAAGUGCUUUACAUGUGUUUUUGUUGCUACAUUUCUUACAUGUUUUUGGCCGUCGUGUUGUGUGAAUAGGCCAAGUUUUCCUUCUACCAAAUACAUUGACAAUUGUCUGUAAAGAACAAAAAACACAAGUGUGAGAGGGUGGAACGCCAACAAAAUUGAUAGAUAGAUAAAUAGGCGGAAAAUAGAGAAAAUCUCUCUCACCCACAAUACAAACAGUGUUCGCCGCCACAGUGUUGUUGUGAAAAUUCUCAGGGAAAAAUUGAAAAGAAAAACUCUACUGCUGCUCCACAUCCCUUGCAGAAGCGUCAUCUACAGAGAUAAGAGAAACGCCAAGUGUUGUCGCCUGGCAGCAUAGUAGAUCCGUCCGGUGGCUCAGUCAUUGGCGUGUGAAAAGUUGGAAAACAGUUUAUUCAUAGCUUUCAGAGACCAUUGUUCGUUGCUCGCCUAAUAUUUUCGUGAAUAUUUGCGGCGAAAUAAUUUGUAAAAUUUGUAAUCCGUCCAUGCCAUGCGCGAUAAAAUUUCCCAACUAUUUUGCUUGCCAAAAAACGCAUGCAAACAUAAUUCAACAGAUAAUAGAGGACAAAGUGUGCCAAAUAAAGCAGCGCUCAAUGGGGGGACAGCGUGUACCAACGGUUCUAUUGGGCCAGAAGGGCCCGAAGCGACAGAGACCGACUCAUCAGGGACCGGGGGGAUGCGGAAGUCGUUGGAGAGGAAGGGCUCAGCGCCGAACGACGCUGUUCACCUCCAGAGACGGGUGGGACUCUUCAGUGGGGUGGCUUUAAUUGUCGGAACUAUGAUAGGGUCUGGAAUAUUUGUGUCACCUUCUGGUCUACUAGCUAGAACUGGUUCCGUUGGUGUAAGCUUUAUAAUAUGGCUAGCCUGUGGUGUGCUCUCGCUGAUGGGUGCCCUGGCAUACGCUGAAUUGGGUACAAUGAAUACAUCGUCUGGUGCUGAAUGGGCAUAUUUUAUGGACGCAUAUGGACCAGCACCUGCGUUCUUAUUCUCAUGGGUAUCAACGUUAGUCCUAAAGCCAUCGCAAAUGGCAAUUAUUUGUCUAUCAUUUGCACAAUACGCCGUCGAGGCAUUUGUCUCCGAAUGUGAUCCACCAAUGUCGGUUGUUAAAAUGGUUGCAUUAGUAGCAAUAGUGAUGAUUUUGUUUGUUAACUGUUAUAGCGUUAAUUUGGGCAUGGCUGUACAAAAUAUAUUUACGGCCGCUAAACUGGUAGCUGUACUCAUUGUUAUAUGUGGAGGUGCCUGGAAGCUGUUCCAGGGCAACACUCAACAUCUAGCAAAUGCAUUUAGUGGACCCACACCGAACAUUGGAGCUGUGGCAACGGCUUUCUACACCGGUCUGUGGGCCUACGAUGGUUGGAAUAAUCUCAACUAUGUCACCGAAGAAAUCAAGAAUCCGAGCAAGAAUUUGCCCAGGUCCAUUGUGAUUGGUAUACCAUUGGUAACACUGUGCUAUGCCUUGAUCAAUAUCUCAUAUUUGGCGGCAAUGUCACCCACCGAAAUGGUCCAGUCCGAGGCUGUGGCUGUCACCUUUGGCAAUCGUAUAUUGGGCGUAAUGGCCUGGUUGAUGCCCCUGAGUGUAACAAUUAGCACAUUUGGCAGUGCCAAUGGAACAUUGUUUGCUGCUGGAAGAUUAUGCUUUGCUGCAUCCCGUGAGGGCCAUUUACUGGACAUUCUCUCAUAUGUCCAUGUACGCCGUCUGACACCAGCACCCGGCCUAAUUUUCCAUUCUCUCAUUGCCGCUGCUAUGGUCCUCUACGGCACCAUUGACUCCUUGAUUGAUUUCUUCAGUUUCACUGCAUGGAUAUUCUAUGGCGGCUCCAUGAUGGCUCUUAUUGUGAUGCGUUUCACCAAACCCAACUAUCCAAGGCCAUAUAAAGUGCCUAUUAUCAUUCCCGUUGUGGUUCUGGUGAUCUCCAUGUAUCUGGUGGUGGCACCCAUUAUCGAUUCGCCACGUAUUGAAUAUUUGUAUGCGUUGCUGUUCAUAUUUGCCGGUUUGAUAUUUUACAUACCAUUCGUAAAGCUGGGCAUGACACCAAGAUUUAUGAACAAAGUAACUUUGUUCCUGCAAUUGUUAUUGGAAGUUGUGCCCACCUCCAGCAUGGCAUUGUUCGAUUGAGAACCGGUAACGAUGGCUUCUCAAUCUGCUCAAGUUGAUGCCCAAUCAAAAAACAACCAAACGAAACGCUAUGGAUAGUUAGUUGAAAGAAAAGAAAAUGUUACUGAGAAAACUAUAAAAUAGUUUUUGACACAAAUAUUCUUUGAAGGAAACAAACAAAAAGAAAAAGUCAAAAAAUAUUAAGAUAUACUUGAAAACCAAACAUUCAUAUUACAACAAAUUACAAAAGAAAGAAAAAAACAACUAUGUAAACAUAUUUAAUUAAAAUUAUAUAUUUUGUAGAUUUUAAGAAACAAAAAAGAAAAUACUACAGAAAAAUAUCAAAAAAAGUGCAAAAUAUUUUGAAAACAAAAAAAAACUAUUGUUGCUUUUAAAAAAGUAGCUGGUAUUCAAAAAAAAAAAAAACAGAAAACAGCAAAUAUAUAUACUAUACACAUAAUUUUUUGAAAAAUAUUUUUAGGCUUUGUUGUCAACACCAGAUAUUCAAAAUGUUUUUAUACAACUUUAUUUAUAGAAAUGUUUUUUUUUUUUUGUAAUGAAAGGAAACAAUAAAAACAAACGCAAAGUAAAGGAUUUGCUAUAUGAAACGAAUUGAAACACUGGUCUGACAAUGUAAUUUUAGUGUAAGGAUAACAAACGUAAACUGGAUUUCGCAAAAGAUCUGAGGCUGACUGGGGGUCCCAAGUGGCAUCAUUGAAAUAUUUAAAAGGUUUAUUUAAUUUUGAUUUGAUUAAAAUUUGGUAGACUUUUUAAAUGUGUCAAUAAUGCCACGAGAAGUGACCUAAUGUAUCAUUCAUUAUCGGCCUUGGGCCCUAAUUGAGUACAUAAAAAUUGAGUUUUGAAACUAUUUUAAAAAAUAAUAUUAUGUUUCUGUAGUGACCUUAAAAAAGAAUUGGAAAAUGUUACCAACAUCCUGUUUCUCUGAAUAGAUUUGAAAUCAAAUUUUGUCGAAUUGCUAUAAAUCACUGUGUUUUAAAUUUUAAUUCAGUCAUGUAUUGUUGGAAUUAUACAAAUACUGUAUUAAGAAACAUAAAGACCUUGUUCCAGAUCCUACAAGAAUUUAAAAAUUUUAAUACGAUAUCCGAUUUUUCUUUUAUGACAAAGGAAGAAGUUGCAUAACUAAUAAAUUCUUGCAAGUUCUGGAACAGAAGGUGUAUUCUGUAACUAUUAGCUACUCGUGUCAACAAAACAAACAAAUGUUUUUUUUAUAAUUUAAGCAAUGAGUAAAGUUGUUAAAAAAGCUACAGAAUAUUCCUACAGGUCCCAAGUUUAUGGCAAUUCCAUCGAAUUUAAUUUCAAUACCUUCAGAGUGAACAGACCUCUAAUAUUUUUUUUUUAAAGAAAAAAUAAAACUCAACUAUUUGUUUUCUAUUGUUGUGAAAAUCCAAGAAUUCGUAGGACUGCUUUAGGCAUUAAUUGAACAAAAAACAAAAUCGCUAGAUAUGUAUUGAAUAGAUGUAUUUUGUGGAAAAAAAAAUGCAGCAACAAAAUUUAUUUGCAUUAGUAAGAAAAAGAAAAGAGAAAACCCGCCAAAAAUUAAUACCAAACACUAAAUGUUGUUAUCAAUUAAAUAAUUUUUAAGCUUCUUAAGCAAUAUAUUACAAUUUAGUUAAGCAUUAAGUUUAAAUAUACAUAUUAUAUACAUACAUAGGAAACCAAACCUAAAAGACAAAAUACUAAAUGAAAAUUGAAAUUGCCCAAACAAACCAACACACACACAGAUUUUCGGUUUUAUGCAUUUUUUUCUCGUUUUAUUGAAAUCUUUUUUAUAACCAUUUUCUCUUGGAAUAUACUAAUUAUUAUUAUAUUUUUAUUAAGUAUUUUGUUGAGUAUAUACAGAAUAUGUAUAGAAACCAA
Molecule: messenger RNA, 4685 nt
Organism: Musca domestica (house fly)
Lineage: Eukaryota; Metazoa; Arthropoda; Insecta; Diptera; Muscidae
Gene: sbm
Product: b(0,+)-type amino acid transporter 1
Exons: 8
Coding region: 1203-2828 (541 amino acids)
Biological process (GO): amino acid transmembrane transport
Cellular component (GO): membrane
Molecular function (GO): L-amino acid transmembrane transporter activity
Source: RefSeq, a predicted model, not a curated record